This is a messenger RNA of Habropoda laboriosa, 1722 nucleotides long. RefSeq lists its product as uncharacterized. Gene Ontology annotation, cellular component: cytoplasm. NCBI's taxonomy places the organism in Eukaryota, Metazoa, Arthropoda, Insecta, Hymenoptera, Apidae. The record is from RefSeq and is a predicted model, not a curated record. Gene Ontology annotation, molecular function: calcium ion binding. The transcript is spliced from 6 exons. The coding region runs from base 1 to 1722 and encodes 573 amino acids. Gene Ontology annotation, biological process: negative regulation of Wnt signaling pathway.
AUGGCUACCGGAUUGGUAAAGUGGUGGCGGGCAAGGUUCCUCGCUGGCUAUAGACCCUUUUCUGUGGUUGGUAAUACGGAAGGCAGCGACUCAGAGGAACUUCUUGGACGUGUCUCGGCACCUUGUAGCGGUUCACCACCGGAAUCUCAGCCAAUUUUGUUAGAAACAGAGGCGCCACAGGUCGCGGUUGACGCUUCGACUAGCCCUACGCCGGCCACCGGAAAUGACGAGCAACCGAGCGCUAGUACAACGAAGCAACUCAGUUUCGAGGAAUUCGAAUGCGACGUUUCGGUAGCGGAGGGCGAUCGGCGACGGCAAGAAUUCUCGUUCACCCUGUACGACUUCGACGGCCACGGGAAGAUAACAAAGGACGACAUAGCCGGCCUGGUCACUACCAUUUACGAUACCCUGGGCGCUUCCAUCCAGGUACCACCGUGCGGCAGUAAGACGAUUAAGGUGAAAUUGACUGUGUCGCCGGAUCAGAGAGGCAGCCAGCAGCAGACGCGAUCGGGCGGCGGUUGUCUGAACGCUGCUGCUGCUGUUGCCGCCGCCGCUGCUGCUACGACGACGACGACGUCCUCGCAGCCGGUUGCUGCCGCUGCUGCUGCUGCUGCGAGCUUUUCCGGAAAUUCGUCCUGCUGCCAUUUGAAGCACGCGUCCUGUAACAAUGCCGGGGCGGCCCACAGCGGCGCACACGGUUUACGUAGAGUUCCUAGAAGGAGAAGGGUGCCACGACACCGGUGUCAGAACGAACAGAAAGAGGUGGAUACCCACAGCGAGGAUGACGGUGAAAACGCGCGAACGAAUCGAAUAAAGCAGGAGGAAUUACGCAGAAGGGUGGGGCCCGUGCCUCAUUUACCAUCACCCUAUUCCAAUAGCUCCGAGGGUGAUAUUAGCGAUGACAGUGAUGUUUCCCCCGCAGUUUCCCCCUUGACGCCUCUUCUCACGACUAAUCAGCGAAAACGCAGUGGCGCCCUACAAAGGCAACAGCUCUUGGAAAUUAUUCAGGCGAACAUGGAAAAGAAUAAUCUCAGUUUUCAUACGUCAAGGAAACGACAUCAGAACGAGCAACUGCGCAUUCCAUCCCAAACCCCGCACGUCGAGCCUUCGCCUCACUACAAUCAAGACUGUCGUUCACCGUCGGAAUCUCGGCCUGCGGCGACAGCCUACCACAAGCCAACUCGGGAAAAGCCUCAGGGCUUCACGUCGUUCUCCAAGGUACCUGCGAAGUCACGGGGGAAUCUGAGGAAGACGCGGACGCAGUACGGUCUUCAGAGGAACAACGCUGCUACGGUGCAACCGCCGCGAGCAUACACCAACGCCGCCUCCGCUGCCGCCACUGCUGCCGCCACCACUACCACCACCACCACCACCACCACUACCACCACCACCACCACCACCCCAAACGCGAAUCGUAACGUCGGCAAUCUGGCAACAAACAAUCAGCAUCCUAUGAAUCAGACCCCGCCGAGCAAUCAUAAUGUACAACAGCGUAACGAGGCGACGCAGUUCGGUCAAACGCAGCAAUGCGGCAAGUCGAGCAAGAAGCAUCAACUGAAACACGCGACCAGGGAACAAGAUCAGGCAAGAGCGAUGGUCCAGGUCGUACGUUGGCUGGAACGAGAAUUCUCGCAGAACGCGGCAGCGAGUACCGGUCGAAAGCACGUUCACGAGCACAUUCAUCAUCAUUACCAUCAUUACCACACGGAAGCUCUUGUAUGA